AUGAUGAUAAGUUCGAUUAUCUCAAAUUCACAACCACGUUCUGUUGCUGUUGGUGAUGUCAACAAUGAUAAUCAAAUGGAUAUUGUUGUGGCCAAUUCUGGUACAAAUACUAUUGGAAUAUUUCUCUCAAAAGGUAAUGGAAUUUUUGAAGAACAACAAAUAUAUCCAACUGGUUAUCAAUCUUUUCCUUAUUCGAUUGUUGUCAGUGACUUUAAUAAUGACAAUUAUUUAGAUAUUGCUGUUGCUAAUUAUGGUAUUAACAGUAUAGGAAUAUUUUUCGGACGUGCCGAUGGAAAGUUUUUUAGUCAAAAACUGUUUUCAACUGGUUCUUCUCAUCCCUUGUUUAUUACUACUGGUGAUUUUAACAAUGAUAAUCGAAUGGAUAUAGUGAUCGCUAACUAUGGCACUGACAAUAUUGGUAUCUUUCUCGGAUAUGGCAAUGGAUCUUUUCAAGAUCAAACAACGUAUUUUACUGGUUAUGAUUCUAUUCCAUUUUCAUUAGCUGUUGGUAAUUUCAAUAAUGACAAUAAUUUAGACAUUGCUAUUGCCAAUUAUGGUACUAACAACAUUGGUAUCUUUCUUGGUCAUGGUAAUGGAAGUUUUCCAAGUCAACAAACAUAUACAACUCUUCUGAAUUCAAAUCCAUCUUCGAUUGCCGUUGGAGAUUUUAACAAUGAUAAUCAAUUAGAUAUUGUUGUUGCCAAUAAUGGGACGGGUAGUAUAGGUAUAUUUUUUGGUCAUGGUAAUGGCACUUUUCUAGCACAAAAAGAGUAUCCAAUUGGCUUCAAUUCUCAUCCACAACAUAUUACUGUCGGUGAUUUUAACAAAGAUCAUCAAUUGGAUAUUGUCAUUGCUGAUUCAAAUAACAAUCAAGUACAUAUUCUUCCAGGUUAUAGAAAUGGAACGUUUUCAACAAUAACAACAUAUGACACAAUAUCUCAGUCUAAUCCAUUAUGGAUUGCGGUGGCUGACUUUGACCAUGACAAUCAAUCAGAUAUUGUUGUUGCUAACUAUGGUACUAAUAAUGUACUUGUACUUAUCGAUUAUUCCAUAAAACCAUCUGCGAAACAAAAGAUCUAUUAUGAUGGACCACCAAAUGGUGUGGUCACAGUUGCUGUUAGUGAUUUUAACAACGACCAUAUCGUUGAUAUAGUUUUUACCGUAUAUAGCGGCAUAGGCAUACUGACUGGUUUGGGUAACGGAACUUUUGAUAGCAUAGCAACGUAUUCGGCUGGUCAUGCAGCUUUUCUACAGUAUGUCUGUGUUGGAGAUUUGAAUAAUGACAGCAGAAUGGAUAUCGUCGUCGCUGAUAGGAGUUCUGAUGGUGUGGGCGUUUUUCUUGGGUAUGGGAACGGGACUUUUGCUAUGAUGACGAAUUAUUCUACGGGUAUCGGUUCGAAGCCAUGGUGGGUAGCUCUUGCUGAUGUUAAUAAUGAUAACCGAUUGGAUAUUGUUUCGGCUAAUACAUACACUAGCAGUAUAGGUAUUUUUCUUGGACAUGGGGAUGGUAGUUUUGCUACCAUGGUGAACUAUUCUACUGGAAUUAAUUCUCAGCCAUAUUCAGUCGCUGUUGGUGAUAUCAAUAAUGAUAAAUAUUUGGAUAUUGUUGUCACUAAUUGGAAGGGCAGUGUAAUUAUUUUUCUUGGACACGAUAGUGGAACUUUUACAAUAGGAUCAAUACUUUCUAUAGAUGGUAGUCCCUUUUCGAUCACUCUUGCUGAUUUCAAUAGUGACAAUCAUCUUGAUAUUGCUAUCGCUAAUAUUGCUAGGGACAAUGUAGGCGUUUUUCUUGGAUAUGGGAAUGGUACGUUUGCAACACAAACAACUUAUUCAACUGGUCCUGGUUCUUCCCCAUACUAUGUUAUCGUUGCUGAUUUCAACAAUGAUAACAUAGAUGACAUGGCUGUCACCAAUUAUCAACAUCAAGAAGUACUUAUAUUUUAUGGACAUAGCAAUGGAACUUUUCAACUUGAAAGGAGAUAUCCAACUGGAGAUCGAUCGAAGCCAUACGCUAUGACUGUCGCUGAUUUCGACAAUAACAAACAAUUAGAAAUUGUCGUUGCCCUUUUUGGUACUGGAGAUAUAGCAAUCUUAACUGAAUAUUAUGCUGUAGAAUUUGCUCAUCAAACAAUAUAUUCAACUGGUUCUGCUUCACAACCAUUUUCGGUCGCUGUUGGUGACUUUAAUAAUGAUAAUCGAUCAGAUAUCGUCGUUGCCAAUUCAGGAACUGGAAAUUUAAGUAUACUUCUUGGUUCGAAUAAUGGCACGUUUGGUAUGGAAAUGAUGUAUUCAAUUGGUGCUGAUUCUCGUCCACAGUAUGUUUUCACUUGUGACAUCAAUAACGAUCAUAAACUAGACAUAGUCAGUGUUAAUUCAAAAAAUGAUACCUUCAGUAUCUUAAUGGGACAUGGUGAUGGAACUUUUGCAGAACAACUUAUCCAUUCAACUGGAGAUGGCUCACAUCCAUAUGCUAUGGCUUCGGGUGAUUUUAACAAUGAUAAUCGAUUGGAUUUUGUCAUUGCCAAUAAAGACAGAGAUAGUAUUGGGAUAUUUUUUAGCUUUAAUUAUACAACAUUUCAGAGACAAGUGAUCCAUUCAAAUAUCAAUGAUGCAGGAGCAGUUGGAAUUGUUGUUAGUGAUUUUAAUAAUAACAAUUUAUCAGAUAUUGCUCUUGUAUUUUCAGACAGUGGUAGUAUAGGUAUUCUUCUUGGACAUGGCGAUGGUAGUUUUAUUAAUAUGAACAGUUAUUCGACUGGAAAUGGUUCACAACCGCAUGGUAUAGCUGUAGGUGAUUUUAACAGUGAUGCUCAAUCGGAUAUUAUCGUGACUAAUACUGGUACUCAUAAUAUAGGUGUUUUUCUAGGAUAUAAUAAUGGAAGUUUUGCUGCCAUUAUGACAUAUUCAACUGGAAAAGAUUCUACUCCCUACGGCGUCACUGUUGCUGAUUUUAACAAUGAUGGCCUAUUGGAUAUCGUCGUGGCUAGUUAUGAUACCAACAGUAUUAUAGUUUUACAUGGAUAUGGAAAUGCAAGUUUUUCUAUUAUAAAGAUAUAUUCAACCGGAAAAGAUUCUAUGCCCUACGACGUCACUGCUGGUGAUUUCAAUAAUGAUGGUCAAUUAGACAUUGUAGUAGCUAAUUUGGGUACAAACACUGUUGGAGUUCUACUUGGAUACAGCGACGGUACGUUUAGAAACCAAAUGACAUUUUCAACAUCUGAUGGUACUCGUCCGUGUUGGAUAACUGUUGGUGAUUUUGACAACAACAAGCAGCUCGAUAUUGCCACUGCGCUUUGGAAUGAUAACAGUAUUGGUAUUCUUCUUGGUUAUGGAAAUGGAUCGUUUUCUCCUGUUGUGCGAUAUGCAACUGGAGACGGUAGUAAUCCAAGAGGUAUUAGCGUUGGUGAUUUCAACAAUGACAAUCGAUCAGAUAUUGUCAUUCCUAGUACUGGAAGUGAUAAUAUUAUUGUACUUUUUGGGUUAAGAGAUGGACGUUUUCUAUUGGGAAGCGCAUUACCAACUGAAAUCGAAUCUUCACCGAGUGCAACAGCGAUUGGUGACUUUAAUAAUGAUGCUCAGUUAGAUGUUGUCGUUGCCAAUUAUGCGUCGAAAAAUAUAGAAAUAUUUCUUGGAUAUGGCAGCGAACCUUUCGGAGCCGGACGUGGAUAUACUACUGGCGAUGGAUCCCAGCCUCAUUCAGUAGCCGUUGAUGAUUUCAACAAUGAUGGUCGACUAGAUAUUGUCAUAGCUAAUUAUGGUACCGAUAAUAUAGGAAUUAUGCUUGGAGAUGGCAAUGAAGAUUUUGCAACCAUGAGAACAUAUUCAACUGGAAAUGGUUCUGCUCCAUACUCUGUGGCUGUCGGUGAUUUCAAUAAUGAUCAUCAACAAGAUAUUGUUGUCACCAAUUCUGAAAUCGAUAAUAUUGCUAUCUUUUUCGGUUAUGGUAACGGAACGUUUGCAAGUGGAGUGACAUAUUCAACUGGUAGUAGUUCUCGUCCAUACACAGUUACUAUCGGUGAUUUCAAUAACGAUAAUAUAUCGGAUAUUGCUGUCGCAAAUUCUGGAACCAACAACAUAUUUCUACUUUAUGGGUAUGGGAACGGAACAUUCGGAAACAUAACUUCGUAUCCUUUAGGCUAUGGAAAGCGACCUUAUUCGAUUGUUGCUAAAGAUCUUAAUCAAGACAGUUGGUUAGACAUUGUCAUAGCAUGUUACACUACAAACCAUGUAGAAACGUUAAUAAGAUCGUGCUAA
Messenger RNA from Rotaria sp. Silwood1, 4251 nucleotides. The record is from the annotation of a GenBank genome assembly. Lineage: Eukaryota; Metazoa; Rotifera; Eurotatoria; Philodinida; Philodinidae.